GUAAAAAAAAAAUCAAUGUUGUCGUUCAAAAGAAAUCGAGGACAGUAUAUAGUUUGUUCCCCCUAAUCCUCCUUUGAAAGUUUGAAACCAUGGCGCCUGAAUCUAAAAAAAAACGCCCUGUAGCAUCUUCGGACGAAGACGCAACAUCUUACGCAACGUCUGAUGAAGACGAAAAGAUGUCCGAGCAUGAAGUAAUAAUUGAUCAGAAACCUGAAUCGUCUUUUGAAUCUGAGGAAUCCUCUGCGGAAUCCGAUUGCAGCACUGAAGAAGAGGACGAGGGAGAAACAACCCAUGCACCUCCAGUUUUGAAGCCAAACUCUGGUCAGGAACCUCAAUCAUCUUACGAAUAUGAGGAAUCCACUACCGAUUCCCAGGAAACUCAGGCCCCACCAACCGCAUCCGACUUAGCCCUACUGUCCCGUGUAACUUCCAAGACUACUUCGACUUUGUGCCCAAACGUUCCCGAAGCUUCGAAGCAAUUAUCUUCAAGGCCAUCCGGAAAGCGUGCCUUGGAAGCCGAAAAGAAAGUUUCCCAGAAAAAGAAGCCUGGGGCUAAAAGACGUUGGAGCGAGGAAGAUGAGAUUGCCAUCCUCAAGGAAAAGAUUGACUACGAAGCCCAAGGAGGGGCCAAGGGUUGUUCUAUUCUCUUCUAUGACUUCAUGAAGGAUAAAUGGAAUGUUUCUGUUGCCAGGACUUGCUUAACCGAUAAGCUUAGGAGGCUUAAAAAAAACUUCCUGACCCUUUAUGAAAAAGGUGAUGUCCCUACUUUUGAUAGCCCUCACGAGUCUAUGGUUUAUGAACUUUCUGAAAAGAUUUGGGGCACUUCUAGUAAUGCCAAUGCUAAAAGUGCUGAUGGUACUAUUGAUACUGCUAAACCAAUUGCAAAAAAUGCGAAUGGGGAGGUAAAAAGGCUUGCUGAGGAAAACGUCAUUAGCCACUCCAUGAAUGCAGUUGAAUCUGAAGCAGUGACUGAAAAGAAGAAGAAGUUUGCUCUUAAAGACAAAGAGAAUGAGAAGACAAAGAAGCGGAAGCCUGCUCCAGAGGAAAUGUAUGAGAAAACUGCUCCUGUUGAAAAAGAUAAGAAAACUGCUGGUAAGGUUGAGCACAACCAUUCUGCCUCUAAGGAGAAAGACAGCCAUACUGAUAAGAAGAAGAAAAAGAAGAGGAAAACUUCUCCAGAGGGAAAAGAUGAACGAACUGCUGUUGUUGAAAUAGAUAAGCAAACUGCAGGUAAGGUUGAAGGCAGCCAUUCUGCCUCUAAGGAAAAAGACAGCAAGACUGAUAAGGGUAAAAAGAAAAAGAAAAAGAAGAAUGGUCUAGAGGAAAAAUAUGAACAAACUGCUGUUGUUGAAAAAGAUAAGCACACUGCCAGUAAGGGUAAAGACAACCAGACUGAUAAGAUGGAAAAGAAAAUGCCGCAGAAGACUGCUCCAGAGGAAAAGGAUGAACAAACUGAUGUUGUGGAAAAAUAUAAACAGUCUGCUGAUAUGGGUAAAGACAACCAUUCUGCCUCGGAGGAAAGAUACAGCCAGGCUGGUGCUAAGGUAAAUGAUGGAAAAGGUGAAGCAAAUCAUGGUGAAGCAAAGAAUGAAGAAGAGGAGUUUCAGUACAAAUACCCUUACUUGUUUAAAUCUUUCAAUAAGAAAAACUAUCCAAAGAGUGAUCAGGAGACAUUGGAUGUGUUGAAGAAAAAUGUGAUUCUGAUUGAUAGUUUCAAAGCCGCUGAGCUUGAGGAGAUGUGGAUCAAGCUAUGGGAACAAAAGGUUGAGUGCUGUGUGAAGUUGGGAGAUAUGUCAGCACUGCAAGCCAGAUUUAUGCUUGAUGCUAUGAAGAGGUAAUUGUGAACAUUGCCACGUCUGAUUAAUGUAUGACAUGUAGCAUAUUUUUUUGCACUUUUGAAAACUAAACUUGGGAUUUUGCUGCUCUUAGACUGCUAAUAUUGAUGCUACUAUUAAGAUGAAUGCCUUUUUGAAUGCACAGAAUGGGAUAUUGUGCUUAAAAAGUUGUACAUUAUUGAUUAUUGCUAAAAACGCAGCCUUAC
This is a messenger RNA of Cuscuta europaea, 2041 nucleotides long. Lineage: Eukaryota; Viridiplantae; Streptophyta; Magnoliopsida; Solanales; Convolvulaceae. The record is from the annotation of a GenBank genome assembly.